CUCUCCAUGGUCCACUUGGAUGACCAGCCCAUCGCUCGCUAUGACAACCACACCAGGAUGUUCGAGCCUCUGGUGCCCUGGAUGGAGAUGGCGAAGAUGAAAAGCUAUCUGGACCCUGACUGGGUAUUCAGGGCUGACCUGAAAAGUCCACAAAAUGGCCACCCCCAAAAUGAAGGACUUCACACCUGGCAGGCGAUUUUGGGCUGUGAACUCAGGGAAGAUGGGAGCAAAGGAGGAUAUUUCCACUAUGGCUACGAUGGGAUGGACUUCAUCAGCUUCGACAGUGAGACCUUCAGAUGGGUGACAGCUCAGCCCCAGGCCCAGAAGGUCAAGGAGGAGUGGGAGGAUCAUCCAGGAUGGUUCCAGGAAAAUAAACUCUUCCUGGAGGAGACUUGCCCUGUGUUGCUGACGAAAUACCUGUCCUUUGGGAAGGAAGCUCUAGAGAGGACAGAGCCCCCAGUGGGGAAGGUGAAUUCAAAGGUGGUGGAUGACAGCCUGGAGGUCCUCACCUGCCAGGCCUUUGGCUUCUACCCCAAGGAGAUCCAGACCACCUGGACCAGGGAUGGAGAGGCCUGUGUCUACGAGACCCUCCGUAGGAAUGUGGCCCCCAACUCAGAUGGGACCUAUUAUGUCUGGCUCAGCAUUGAGAUUGACCCCAAGGAGAAGAACCAUUACUGGUGCCAUGUGAUGCAUGACGACUUGCAGGAGCCCCUGCUCUUGUCCUGGAAGAAGUCAGGUGAGAAACUGCAACAUCCGG
Messenger RNA from Notechis scutatus (mainland tiger snake), 757 nucleotides. Lineage: Eukaryota; Metazoa; Chordata; Lepidosauria; Squamata; Elapidae. The record is from RefSeq and is a predicted model, not a curated record.